Messenger RNA from Hypoxylon fragiforme, 485 nucleotides. RefSeq lists its product as uncharacterized. The transcript has a single exon. The record is from RefSeq and is a predicted model, not a curated record. Bases 142 to 384 code for a protein of 80 amino acids. NCBI's taxonomy places the organism in Eukaryota, Fungi, Ascomycota, Sordariomycetes, Xylariales, Hypoxylaceae.
AGUAUUUAUGUAUGUAUGGCACCAGCAAGCAAUACUAUGGUGGUAGUAGAUUAGCCUGCCGUUGCCGCGUGCUGGACGGCCUGAUGACGCUUGAGAGCGGUUUGGGGGACCGGUUCAUUCGAAUAUUAAGCGCCGCGGCGUAUGCGCAAGGGGAUAUUUGGUAUUAGGGGUGGUUGCAUUUUGGGAUUGUGGGCUGCAGGUUACGCUUCCCAGGUUAGAAAUGCUAUUUAUUUACCUACCUACAUACGCACUAGGUAUCUAGCUGCAUAUUUAUAUAUUGCACGUACGACUGAAUGCAGUGAGACCCGGAUCUUGUGGCUGGGAUUGCUUAUUUUGAACUCGUCCGAGCAAGGGAAGAGAUUGUCUGCAAUUGUGAAUAUUUAGUAGGCGCUAGGUCAGGACGAGCAAUUCCUGAAAUACUUUAUUAUGAUCAUGACAGCUUAAGGAAGGGAGGGGCGCCAUGUGGUUAGAUUCCAGGCUGAUAU